Molecule: messenger RNA, 4519 nt
Organism: Heterobilharzia americana
Lineage: Eukaryota; Metazoa; Platyhelminthes; Trematoda; Strigeidida; Schistosomatidae
Source: the annotation of a GenBank genome assembly
GACUGUUUAAACAAAGAAUGACGUUAAUAGUAGAUCACUGCAAACCUGGCUAACUGAAAAUCUGUAACGUUCCAGUUGGGAACUCCCCAGCUUUAGACAAAAUCCCCAUAAACCUCAAACUAGACUAUUAAAACAGUCAAGGGUGUAGCGGUAUCCCUACUUCUCAUUGGCGCCUUUAAUUUUAGGGGUUUGACUGCCUAUUUGGUGAUUACUUGCAGGUUGGUUUCGCUCUGAUGCAUAACUUGCUGGCCUUACUUUACACCCUGUGCAAACUUAAUUUUCGUCCUGGUUUAUAGAUUGUUGUUUCAUUUUGGCCACUGGUAAUGCUGGAAAUUUUAGCUUUACACAAGCAUAACUAAUGCAUUAUUUCAGCAUUCGUGUUUGACUGGGUAACUCUGAGGUGAGAUAGGAAAAGGUUAUGAUAGUUCGGAAUUUUUGUUUGGCAUGAACCAAUAGUUUCAACAAUAUACUAAACCUGUUCAGAUUUAGAUUUUUUGUUGAGGGGAAUAUAAGGCUGUGAGCCUAUCUUAAUCCUUUUUCAGUAGAUUUUUGUGCUUAUCCAUUCUUCCUUUCAAGGAGGCAAUUGAUGACGUGAACACCACUUCUGGUAGUUAGUUCUAGGAGUUGUUUACUGGAUAUGAUAGCGAGUACUCUACCGAGACUGUGUUCGUCCUUUUAUUUCAUAUUCUCCUACUAUGUCCUCUCAGCUUUUUCGACCUAGUAGAAAGGAAGAGGGAUAGCUCAAGUACAGAAUCACUCUUUAGGAUCCUGUGUUGCAUGAUUAGAUGUACCGUCUGUCUGAGGUGGGAUAGAAAGUGGAGGUUACGCUUCUUAACUCGAUCUUCAUAGGUCAGGCCAGCCAUCACAGGGAUCAUACGAGUGGUUGCUCUCUGAACCUUUUCCAGAAAAUAUAUGUCACCUUUCAGACAAGGAUUUGCUGCAUAUAUAGAUUCCUAGCUUAGACCUAACUAGGGAUAUGUAUUAGGUGGUAAACACCACUUACUUUUGUAAACGUUCUGUAUUAUGCUCAGUGUCUUAAAACUGCGAGCUGGGACCAGUCGAUAGUGUGAUGUGGUCUUCAAAUGAUAACGCACUGUAACUCCUAGGUCAUUAUGGGUCAGUACUUACAGUAGAGGAGUCCCAGCAAUAUCGUUGGUGUAGCCAUCUGUGUGCCCCAUAUGUAUGCUAACAGUUUCCUGCGUUGAUAGACAUCAGCUACUUUUCUGACCAGGUAAACAAGUUGGUUAGGUCUUUCUAAAGUGCACGUACACCCUCGUCAUCCCUAAUUUCCCGCCAGAUUUUUACAUCAGUGUAGAAAAUAAUCAUUCAUAUAUAGAUCAUUAAUGAUAUACAUUCCAACUCAUUUACUUUUCCCCAUCUCAAAAGACGAGGUUUUAGAGUUUAUAGAUCACAGCCAGAUCUACUUCUAAAAGUAUAUUUCUCGCUGUUUUUGGUCCGGUCAGCAAUGCUUUCAAAGCAAGACUGAAUCUCCAGUGCCACCAGUAGCAAUGUUUAAUACACGUCAUCGGCCUGUCAUCCUUAUUCCUAAAGACACGAUGACACAUCCCACCUGCAGUAAUCGGUUUUGAUGCAGUUAGUUUAGACGUGGUGUUUAGCAACUGGCCAUAUCACUGUUUUAACACACUGCAGACAACAACUGAACAGUUUCUUGUUAUUUUACUAAUAAAUGCUGAGAAUACUUUAAGACCCAUUUCUAUCACUGAAGGCUUGGGGUUUAAUAAUAAUAGUAAUAAUACUAAUAAUAAUGGUCACAUUGUUGUGGAAAAUUGCACAGAUUACAGUAGCGUGCUUCAGUGAAAAACUCCAAAGUGGUCACAUGUUUUCGAUUCUACUUACGGUCUUUUCGCUUCUCAUUUGAAUGUCUAUUUGGUGGUUUUCAAAUCUACCCCUUUUCUUUACAGGUUACUGUCUUCCCUUUGCUGAUUACUUGUUGACGUGGGCGUUUACCUAUUAAGGUCGUUGCUGGCUUUUCUCGGUGGCCCGUUUUACGAGGGUGGCUAUAUUAGAUUAAAGGUGGAUGGGGAAAGGUCGCCCUUCUUCUGGCUCUGACUCAUCGGGUAGCGAAGAUGAAGUGGAGUGGUUGCAGUCGCACCGCACACAAAAAAACUCCAUCCCAAACAACGAAGUGAUGCAUGACCCGAAUUUAGCUGGAAUUGAAGAGGGGGAAAUAUCCAGUGAUGAUCUUGAUGAGGAUGAAGAUGACGGUUUGGAUGAUAAUCUGAUUGGUGGGGAGGAUGACAAACGAAGGUUGGCCAAAAUGAGCGAAAAGGAAAGAGAGGAGGAACUAUUUAAGCGAGCUGAAAGGCGCGAUGCUAUACGAGCACGCAGGGCUGUCAAACAGAAACUGAAGGAAAAGAGAGAAAGAGAAAAAGCCCAACAGGCGGCUUCCAUGUCCAAGCAAACUACCGGAGAAAUAAACAAAUCAAAGAGAUCUGCGUACCAUAAUGUCUUUUCAGACAGUGACGAUGCAGGCAAUAGCGAUUCAAGUGGUGGUCUGGGACCGAAGGGUCUUAGGCAACGCAAAAUUGCUUUGGAGAAAAAGAAGGUAGAACACAGUUCUAAAUUCCAAGAACUCAUUGAGCGUCGAAAACGACAAGCUGCGAAAAAGCGUCGUACUCACUCAUCAGGAGAAAGGGAUCAAAACAGCGCUGGGAGUUCGUCAGACACUGAUGGAGAUAGCCCCAAACCGCAUUCAGGAAUUCAAGAAAAACAUCAAUCCAUGUCUCAGCGUGUGUUCUCUUCAGAGGCAUCAGACUCAUCUGAUUCAAGUCGAACUGGUUCUCGUCCUGUGGCUAGGCGUCAAAGCUUCUCAAGUUUAUCGGGUUCACAGAGAUCAGGUUCAUCAAGUGAGGACGACGCUCGGGGCAGGAGUCGUUCACCCGAAGACGAAUUGGUUUCUUCUUUGGAACAUCUUUCCCGUAUUCGCUUGUCUCGUUUUAAAAUGGAAAAGUGGGUUCAUAUGCCAUUUUUCGAUAGCCUAGUUAAGGGAUGCUUUGUACGUAUUAACAUUGGGUUACAUCAAGGUGUACCAAUUUAUCGUUGCGCUGAAAUUAUUGAUGUUGUGGAGACUCCAAAAAUAUACGACCUUGGAGAUACUCGAACUAAUAAAGGGAUUGUAGUACGCGUAGGAAAGGAUCAAAGUACAUUUCGUUUGGCGUUUAUUUCGAACUCCGAAUUUCAGCAAGAUGAAUUUGAUAGUUGGCUAAGGCGUAUACAUCUAGCGAACAUGAAACCUCCGACGUUAAAUUUCGUUCGGGACAAAGCUGCUGAGAUUAUCGAAGCAAUUAAUCGUCCUAUUCGAGAUGAACGAGUUGUUGAACAGAUCAUACAAUCCAAACGUCGAUUUCAGAAAGCCCCAACGAAUUUUGCUCUACAUAAAGCUGAAUUGAUCAAACAACGAGAGCAAGCAGAAGCAGAUGGUGAUACAGAAUUACUAAAACACUUAGAUAUUGAAAUAGAAGAAAUAGAGUCUCAAGCUGAACGAAUUGAAAGACGCAGAACUUUAGGCUUUAAAUCGAUCACAUCUAUAAAUCAACGUAAUCGUGCUUUGAGUGUACAACAAGCUGAAGAGGCAAUUCGUAAAGAAAGUGAAGAAGCAAUGAAUUCAAAGGAAGAGGAUCCAUUUACUCGAGUUCAUUCCCAACCAGUGAUUGUGACAAAGAAAUACUUGGAGAACUUGCGUCAUAAAAGACUUGGUGUUUCACAACGUGAUGUCUCUAAAGGUUCAUGCGAUUUAAAUCAAAGUUUCCCACCACCAUCAACACCAGAAUCAGAAUUAGGUCUAUCUUCUAAAUCUUCAAUGCUGAAUACACCCAUGGGAUGUAAUAGUAUUCUAACUGAAGCACCAGAUUCCGUUUGUUGGUCAUUGGGAGAUGAUAGCAGUAACCUGUCUACACCACAUGAUUCUCUUCAUGCUAUACAUAAUUUCGAAAUUAAUAUUGAUUUAGAUCUGGACGGUAAUAAUGAUCAACCGAAUUCUAGUAGCCGAACAGGUGCAAGUAACUCUGAUGUUCGACAGUCUACUAGUCCUAGGUCACGUGGUACUGCCAACUCCAGUCAUGAUUUUAUAAAUGGUGAUCCGCAAACACCGAUUAACGGUCCAUCUGGGAAACCAAAUCGUCGAUUAUUAAAUUUACAAGAAUACAAAAAGCGUCACGGUUUAAUUUGAUGAUUAUUUAACACAGAAAUGUUGACCUGCUUUUUCUUAAAAGAGCUUACCCAAUUUAUUACUGUCCUUUCUGUGUAUGCAUGUUUAGUACUAUUACACUAAUAGUUUACUGUGCUAUGCGUUUUUGUGGUGUAAAUAGGCUUUUAUGAAUAAUUUGUUUAUGCUUUUAACCUUUCCUUCUUUUAAAUGUACAUAAGAGAGAAAGUUAAUCAUGAAUAUCUCUUCUUUAUUUACAAUUUUGUUUUCUCAAACUAUUUUACAUAUUCGUAAUUUGUCAAGACACUUGUUACUCUUUAUGUCCACGUAUAUAGCAAAUUUGCUUACACAUCA